CCACUCCUGCCUCCAGUCUUGGCUGACAGCAGUCCAACCUCAGCAGGCAGGGAGGACGCAGGUUUGUGUUACAGCCCUGGCAGCCUCACCUUGGGCAGGCUGUUGAUGUCAGAGUGAUGAUGUGGGCAGGGACAGCCCCUGCACUAUAAAGAUGGCUCAAUCAAAUAUAACGGAGGCUGCCCAGCGGGAAGCAGGAUCUACAAACCAUGGUCCCCACCAGUUGGAGUCCUGCUGGCCUGUCUCUGCUCCCAACCCAACUGCUAUCAGGCUUUAGUUUCAGGUCAGCAAGCUCUAUUUGCUUUCCAAAAAUAAGCCUCUGCCACCAUGCUGAAGGGAGAAAACCAAGAAGGGCGGUAUUUUUAGGGCCAUUAAUUCUGACCACGUGCCCAGGAGGUGAACCGGAUGGCCACGGCACAAAGACAUUUCAUCACUAUGUCCUGCGACGCCAGCGCUCACCGGACGUUGCCUGCGUUCCUUCUCCUGGGUUUGCUAGCCGGGAUUGCUGCCACACACCCAGUUGUAAGCAGAACUAAUGGCACAUUGCUGGAGAGAGGAUGGCAAUCUCUGCUGUCCAGGUCCAUGGCUGGGAUGUCAGGGGAGAAGGCAGAUGUGAACUGGGAGAGUGACUAUUUGCUAGGAAUCAAGAGGCAGCGGAGGCUUUACUGCAACGUGGGCAUCGGGUUUCACCUUCAAAUCCUCCCAGACGGAAGGAUAAGCGGAGUUCACAAUGAAAACCAAUACAGUCUCUUUGAAAUAUCCACUGUAGAAAGAGGAGUUGUAAGUCUGCUUGGUGUGAAAAGUGCUCUCUUCAUUGCAAUGAACAGCAAAGGCAGGUUGUAUGGGACGGCUGUUUUCCAUGAUGAGUGCAAGUUCAAGGAAACCUUGCUGCCCAAUAACUACAACGCAUAUGAAUCCAACCUUUACCACGGCGCUUACAUAGCCCUGAGCAAACACGGCAGGGUGAAGAGAGGGAACAAGGUUUCUCCUGCCAUGACAGUGACCCACUUUUUACCAAGAAUAUGAGCACCAGCAAAACAGAAGAUUAAAUCCCAGGACAAACUGUUUCAUUUUGCACAUGGGGAAUAACCUCCCAGGUAAAGUAUUUAUACUGGUCAUUGAAAAAAAAAUAUAUCUCUCUAUGUAUGUAUAUUUGGAUAAAAAUAUUUGUACUAGAUUCAUCACAUAGCAUAGGUAAUACAA
Messenger RNA from Passer domesticus (house sparrow), 1200 nucleotides. RefSeq names its product fibroblast growth factor 6 (gene FGF6). Gene Ontology annotation, cellular component: cytoplasm. The record is from RefSeq and is a predicted model, not a curated record. Gene Ontology annotation, biological process: regulation of cell migration; positive regulation of protein phosphorylation; positive regulation of cell population proliferation. Gene Ontology annotation, molecular function: growth factor activity; fibroblast growth factor receptor binding. The coding region runs from base 403 to 1023 and encodes 206 amino acids. NCBI's taxonomy places the organism in Eukaryota, Metazoa, Chordata, Aves, Passeriformes, Passeridae. The transcript has 3 exons.